Molecule: messenger RNA, 4173 nt
Organism: Sinocyclocheilus anshuiensis
Lineage: Eukaryota; Metazoa; Chordata; Actinopteri; Cypriniformes; Cyprinidae
Product: protein NLRC3-like
Exons: 14
Coding region: 183-2972 (929 amino acids)
Molecular function (GO): protein binding
Source: RefSeq, a predicted model, not a curated record
CGAGAUCAGAAAAACCGAGAAUCUACGUUUAGUAGCCGAAUGUUUAUGUUUAAUUGUAGCCUAAUAUUUAAUAGUAGCUUGUGCAGGAAUUUCUACUUGAUGGGAUAUAAAAAUUUUGAGAAGCUGUAACGUCACAUUUCGUUCAAGCAUACAGAUGCAGCUCCAUGAAGACUGACUAAAUCAUGGAGGACAAACAAACAUUAAAACAAGAUAUUUCUCCAGAAUGCAGGGAGCGAUCAAACUCACCGGAGUCCAGCUGUGUGUCCAUGAAGAGUGACCGGUCUAUGGAGCAGCCAGUACAACUUGAGGGAGGACACACAUCAACUUAUCUGAGUGACAGAUCAAACUCACCGGAGCCCAGCUGUGUGUCCAUGAAGAGUGACCAGUCUAUGGAGCAGCCAGUACAACUUGAGGGAGGACACACACCAACUGAUCUGAGGGAGCGAUCAAACUCACCGGAGUCCAGCUGUGUGUCCAUGAAGAGUGACCGGUCUAUGGAGCAGCCAGUACAACUUGAGGGAGGACACACAUCAACUUAUCUGAGUGACAGAUCAAACUCACCGGAGCCCAGCUGUGUGUCCAUGAAGAGUGACCAGUCUAUGGAGCAGCCAGUACAACUUGAGGGAGGACACGCAUCAACUGAUCUGAGGGAGCGAUCAAACUCACCGGAGCCCAGCUGUGUGUCCAUGAAGAGUGACCGGUCUAUGGAGCAGCCAGUACAACUUGAGGGAGGACACACAUCAACUUAUCUGAGUGACAGAUCAAACUCACCGGAGCCCAGCUGUGUGUCCAUGAAGAGUGACCAGUCUAUGGAGCAGCCAGUACAACUUGAGGGAGGACACGCAUCAACUGAUCUGAGCACAUUCAAAUCAAAUCUGCUGAAGAAGUUCGAGUGUCUGUAUGAAGGAACAGCAACGCAGGGAAACCCAACACUCCUGAAUGAGAUCUACACAGAGCUCUACAUCACAGAGAGUGAGAGUGGAGAGAUCAGUAAUGAGCAUGAGGUGAGACAGAUUGAGACACAAUCCAGGAGAGCAGCAACAGAGGACACAGCCAUCAAAUGCAAGCUCAACUUGAUGAUGGACAAAACACUCAGACUUUCAGAUCUUCUUCUUGUCUUUUUUCCUGAAACAAAACAAAUGGAAAUAUCCAGUGGUGAAUAUAAAGUGUUGUUCAUCUUUGAUGGUCUGGAUGAGUGUCGUCUGUCUCUGGAUUUUCAGAGCAAUGUGAGGUUGUGUGAUGAGAGUGAAUCAGUCUCAGUGGACGUGCUGCUGACGAACCUCAUUAUGGGGAAUCUGCUUCCCUCUGCUCUCAUCUGGAUCACCUCCAGACCAGCAGCAGCUGAUCUCAUUCCCUCUGAGUGUGUCCAUCGAGUGACAGAGGUACGAGGCUUCAAUGAUCCACAGAAGGAGGAAUACUUCAGGAAGAGAAUCAGUGAUCAGAGUCUGACCGAGAGAAUCAUCUCACACCUGAAGUCAUCAAGGAGCCUCCACAUCAUGUGCCACAUCCCAGUGUUCUGCUGGAUAUCCGCCGCUGUUCUAGAGAAGAUGUUGAGUCGAGCAGAGAGUGGAGAGAUUCCCAAGACUCUCACUCAAAUGUACACACACUUCCUGAUCAUUCAGACCAACAUCAAACAUGAGAAGGACUAUGAGAAGAAAGUCAAAGAUAAAGACAUGAUUCUCAAACUGGGGAAACUGGCUUUUCAGCAGCUUGUGAAAGGCAGCCUGAUCUUCUAUGAGGAAGACCUGAGAGAGUGUGGCAUUGAUGAGACAGAAGCAUCAGUGUACUCAGGAUUGUGCACUCAGAUCUUCAGAGAGGAGUUUGGCUUGUUUCAGGGGAAAGUCUUCAGCUUUGUUCAUCUGACCAUCCAGGAACAUCUAGCAGCUCUAUAUGCGCACUUCUGCUUUACCAACAAGAACAUACAAACAAAAGAAAGUUUAUUGUCUAAGAUUUUAAACCUGAGGGAAUAUGUUUUAUUAUCUGAGCUGCAUCAGAGAGCUGUGGAUGAAGCUUUACAGAGUAAGAAUGGACAUCUGGAUCUUUUCCUGCGUUUUCUUCUGGGUCUAUCAUUGGAGUCCAAUCAGACUCUCUUACGAGAACUACUGACACAGACAAGAAGCUGCUCCUACAACAAAGAGGAAACAAUUCAGUACAUCAAAGAGAAGAUCAGGCGGAAUGACUCUCCAGAGAGAUCCAUCAAUCUGUUCCACUGUCUGAAUGAACUGGGUGAUCUUUCACUGAUGCAGGAGAUCCAAGAUUAUUUGACAUCUAAAAAAAUUAAAGAAAUCAAACUCUCCUCUUCACAGUGGUCAGCUCUGGUUUAUGUGUUGCUGACAUCAGAGCAGGAGAUGGAUGUUUUUGUUCUAAAAAAGUUUACUGGAUCCCAAAAUACAGCAGAUGAAGUUCUUCGGAAGCUGCUGCCUGUGGUUAAAGAAUCCAGAUCAGUUCUGUUGUAUGAUUGUGGAGUCACAGAUGAAGGUUGUGCUGCUCUGGCUUCAGCUCUGAGAUCAAACCCCUCACACCUGAGAAAACUGGAUCUGUCAUUGAAUGAACUUGGAGACUCGGGAGUGAAUCUGCUCUCUGAUGGACUGAAGGAUCCUCACUGUAAACUGGAGACACUGAUGUUGAGUUAUUGUGGAAUCACAGAUGAAGGUUGUGCUGCUCUGGCUUCAGCUCUGAGAUCAGACCUCUCACACCUGAGAUAUCUGGUUCUUGCAAGAAAUAACCUACAAGACACAGGAGUGAAGCUGCUCUCUGAUGGACUGAAGGAUCCUCACUGUAAACUGGAGAAACUAAGGUUGAAUAAUUGUGGAAUCACAGGUGAAGGUUGUGCUGCUCUGGCUUCAGCUCUGAGAUCAAACCCCUCACACCUGAGAGAACUGAAUCUAAAUGGAAAUAACCUAAGAGAUUCAGAUGUGAAGCUGCUCUCUGAUAAGAAACAUGGUUAUGGACUGCAGAAGCUUCUGUUUUAGAUGUUAGUCUGAUCUUCUCUGGAUCAGCUGAUUGUGAAUAAAGUGACACUUCAGACUGACAUCAAAUUCAGCAGAAUCAACAGACACAAACCCAUAGUGAUCAUCACACACACGUGUUUGUGUAACUUUACUGAAUGAUCCAGUCCUUGAUUUGAAGUCAAACAAGAAAACCUUUUGUUUGUUCUUCAGAAAUGACAUUUGUACUGGUACCACAUUUUACAUAAUAAUUUUACAAGCUGUUUGUGACAAUCAGUGUGUCUUCUGUUCAGUUCUUACUACAAUAGAUUUCAAACCAACAACCCAAAAGCCGGGUUUUUAUUAUUGAUUAAUUGACUUGAUAAGAUUAAAAAAAAACAGGUCAUUUCUGGAUGUCUGUAAUCUGAUCUAAUAUGGAAGUGCCGCUGUAGUUGUUUGUCUCCAGUGUCAGAAGCUUCUGUAUGUAGUUUUGAGGCAAGCCGUUCUGUUGAGCCCCUAAACACACAACCUAGAUGCAGAAUGAGACGAGAUAAACAUUCAGAUGAAGAAGAGACUCUUUAUUGACAGUUGUCAUGAUAGUUAUGAAACUAGACAGUCACAGAUGUCUUAUGAAAGCUUAUAUAAUCAUAAGGUUAAAAUACAACUAUAUUAAGAAUAUCUGAAAUUUAAACUUUAAAACACUUGUUGAUAUUUUAUCAAUGGGGUGGACUGUUCGAUUUGUGGUUGUACAGGCUUAUGAUGGACAGUAAAUAGUACCUUUCUGUACUGUGGUGAAGGUGGACAUGGUCUGUAAUUGUUCAUCUUGUAUGUCCGGCAGAGAAGCACCUCCUUCUUUAUUUCUACUUUGAUAUCUAUUGGGCUGUACACACCUUCAUGAACCUGUUCCUGUCUGAAUCACAUGCAAGAUCUGUAAUACAUGCCUAAAUGCAGAUAUUUUAUUCUUGAGUAGAACAUUUUGGGAUAUAAAAGAUUUACAGGGUGCAAUAAGGAUCCAUAUACUGUCUACAACCAGUACCUGCCCAUAUAUAUAUAUAUAUAUUUUUUUUUUUUGUACUUAUGAGUGCUAAUCUGACUAAGCUGAUGAUGAAAACCUAUGUCAUAGCUUUAUCAUAGUACUAGUCAUUUUUAAAGUUAUUUUUUCUACUAUGUGCAUGUAACAGGAUAAUAUGCAGUAAAUAAGUAUACUACAAAGCUACUUUAUACAAAUAAAUAAAUGUACAUGAAA